Cicer arietinum (chickpea) is the source of this 2583-nucleotide messenger RNA. RefSeq names its product pentatricopeptide repeat-containing protein At1g80150, mitochondrial. NCBI's taxonomy places the organism in Eukaryota, Viridiplantae, Streptophyta, Magnoliopsida, Fabales, Fabaceae. Gene Ontology annotation, molecular function: protein binding. The record is from RefSeq and is a predicted model, not a curated record.
AAAAAAGAAUUAGAAGAAAAAUUAACUAAGAAAACGGGGUAAACCCCGUUGAAUCCAAUGGUGGCGCUGCACAUUGCUCCUAAACCCUAUUCCCAUUCUCAUUCUCAUUCUGAUUCCAAUGCUAUUCAACUCCAUCACCACCGUAAUCAUCUUCUUCUUCAACCUUGAUUGAGCAUGUUCCACUUUUACCCUCUCCCUGAUCAUGCUAAUGCCCUCUCUGCGAUCCACUCGCAGAUUCUGCAACAACUUCUCUUCCUCUUCCUCCUCCGCCGCAAUCGUCAAUAAUAAACCCUUACAACCACCAGCUCUCGACAGACUCAAAUCCGAGUGGGACCCACACAAACUCUUCCAUCUCUUCAAAUCCAAUGCAACUAAUCCCAUCCUCAUCGAAAAUCGUUUCGCCUUUUACGACACCGUUUCACGUCUCGCCGGUGCUAAACGCUUCGACUACAUCGAACAAUUACUCGAACAACAGAAAACCCUACCUCAAUCUCGCCGCGAAGGUUUCGUCGUUCGAAUUAUCGCUUUGUAUGGUAAUGCUGGUAUGACCAAACACGCUCUCGAAACUUUCUAUCAAAUGCAUUCUUUCAAAUGUAAUAGAACCGUUAAAUCUUUUAAUAUCACUCUUAAGGUUUUGGCUCAGACGCGGGAUUAUGAUUCUAUUGUUCGCUUUUUGAAUGACGUUCCUUCUAGUUUUAACAUUAAGUUAGAUGUUUAUUCUGUUAACAUUGCUAUUAAGGCUUUUUGUGAACUUGAUAAGCUUCAAGAGGCUUAUUUGUUUAUGUUAGAGUGUGAGAAUAAUAAGGGUAUUAAACCUGAUGUUGUUACUUAUACCACUCUUAUGUCUGCGUUUUAUGAGCAUAUGAGGUGGGAAGUUGGUAAUGGAUUGUGGAACCGUAUGGUGUUGAAAGGUUGUAUGCCGAAUAUCGCUACUUUUAAUGUUCGGAUCCAGUUUUUGGUUACGGUGAGGCGAGUUUGGGAUGCUAAUGCUCUUAUGCGUUUGAUGUGGAGAAUUGGGGUUACUCCCGAUGAUGUUACUUUAGUUUUGAUUAUCAAGGGUUUUUUUCUGGUUGGUUAUCCUGACAUGGCAACGAGGGUUUUUUCAGCGUUGCACAAGAAGGGUUAUAAGCUUUCUGCUAAGAUUUACCAGACAAUGAUUCACUAUUUGUGUAAGAGAGAGGAUUUUGAUCAGGCAUGUGCUAUGUGCGAAGAUAGUAUGAAGAAAAAUUGGUUUCCGAACGUAGAUACCAUCUUUAUGCUGCUGGAAGGCCUUAAGAGAUUUGGGAAGAUUGAUGAAGCCAAGGAGAUUGUUGUGUUGGCUAAGAGCAGAAAACCUCCGUUUUCUUCCAGUUAUUUGGCUACAAUGAAAUCUCUAUUGUCUGGGCAGAAAAGUUAGUGGAAUAGGGAAAUCGUUUGACUUUAGUGGGGUAGCUGCCCAAAUGGAUCUCAUAUUCUUUGUAUUCCAUUCAUUUGUACAUCUUGAUAAUUUAAGUAACAAGCCUGAAAAAUUUGAAGGCAUCUCAUCCAAUUUAUACAAGCAGUCAAAUACUAGUUAUCUCCACUCAGUUCAUUAUAUUUUCCUGAAUAAUGUUCCAGUCAAGAUGGUAUUUCAGGAGGCAAUUAUCAUAUAUACUCUUAUUUGAGGAUUGUUGAUUUAUGGCCUGUUAAAAAAUGAAGUUAAAUUAGAAUUGAUUCGAGAUAUCUAUUUGCCAUUGAAGUGGAAAAGGAAAAGCGUUAUCGUCAUGAUCUGGAAAUUUCUGGAAGUAUUUUGAUUUGCAAUAUGGGCUUAGUGUAGUGUACAGCAGAUGCCUGUAUACCAUGAGCAACCUUAUUCAGAUUUUGAGGCUGUCUAGAUGGCUUCUUUCAGCACUGUAUAAUAAUGUAUGCACGUGGUUCAACGAAGUACUUGUGAAGGGAGGAAGUUUUUACAGAGACAGGUUUCUGCGAGUGAACCUCGAAACUAGCUGAAUGUUCACCUGGUUUUGGAGGUAUCCCAUUAUUGUUUAUGUUUCCAAUCAAAUUUGUUGAAGGAGAUAAUCUAUUUGUCUGCAUAACUAAGUUAUGUUGAAGUGUAUUGGAGAACUUGCAUCUGCCUUCUGCUGUGAAAAUUAUUGUUAAGGGUGUAUGAGGGACAAUAAACAAGAACAAUACAGAGCAUUAUCAUUGGAAGGCAAAAUUGAGUGUAAAUUUUGGGAUUAUCCCUAGAUCUGACCAUGGUGACAUUGCUGUUUCACAUGGAUAAAGUUUGUGUACUUCCCCGAUGAUUGUUUGUGCAGUCUUCGGCUAACAGUGCUGACAAUUUUGACUGAAUAAACUACGAAGAUAAAGAGCAAGUACAGAAAGAGCAAUGCUACACAGCUAGAAAAAAAGUUACCUGAAUUUUGACAAAAUACAGGUGAGGUUGCUGGGUGUAAUAGAGUGGUGACCACCUCAUUCAAAAGUCAACUGCCCAUCAAUUCAUUUUGGCAAUUGUCUUUCUAGCUUUUUUUUCAUAUAAUUUUUUCAUUGAAAAAAACAUGAGAAACUUUAUUCUUGAUUUUGAAUACAUGAAAGCCUGCAAAGUUAAGCAGUUAUUCUUAUUAA